AUGCUUGCUACAAAUCACAAUAACUCUGGGAUUAACCUCAAUAUGCCCAGCAAACAGUUAAACAGGAUUAGCUUCGAAGGAAUAGAUGAUGCAGGUUGGAAGGCCAAACUUAAACUUCCUCCUCAAGAUCACCGGAUUAAAACAAGUGAUGUUACUUCAACCAAAGGAAAUGACUUUGAAGAAUUCUGUUUAAAACGAGAAUUAUUAAUGGGUAUAUUUGAAAAAGGUUGGGAAAAACCUAGUCCUAUUCAAGAAGCAAGUAUUCCAAUAGCACUUUCUGGCAAAGAUAUAUUGGCAAGAGCAAAAAACGGCACAGGAAAAACUGGUGCUUAUUCUAUACCUGUACUUGAACAAGUGGAUCCAAAACUAGAUGUUAUACAAGCACUUGUGAUUGUGCCAACCAGAGAAUUAGCAUUACAAACUAGUCAAAUAUGUAUUGAGCUUGCAAAGCACUUGGACAUUAGGGUCAUGGUGACUACUGGUGGAACUAAUCUUAAGGAUGAUAUUCUUCGUAUUUACCAAAGAGUGCAUGUUAUUAUUGCCACUCCUGGAAGGAUAUUGGAUCUCCUAGACAAAAGCAUAGCUAAAGUUGAUCAUUGUCGGAUUUUAGUUUUAGAUGAGGCAGAUAAACUUUUGUCACAAGAUUUUAAAGGUAUGUUAGAUCAUAUAAUUUCGAGGUUACCAUCUGAGAGGCAAAUCCUCCUAUACUCUGCCACAUUCCCUCUGACUGUCAAACAGUUUAUGGAUAAACAUUUACGUAGUCCAUAUGAAAUAAACUUGAUGGAAGAGUUAACCUUGAAAGGAGUUACUCAGUAUUAUGCAUUUGUUCAAGAAAAACAAAAGGUUCACUGUUUGAACACUUUGUUCUCAAAGCUUCAAAUAAACCAAAGUAUAAUAUUUUGUAACUCAACACAGCGUGUAGAGUUACUUGCUAAAAAAAUUACUGAUCUCGGCUAUUGUUGUUAUUACAUUCAUGCUAAAAUGGCCCAAGCACAUCGUAAUCGUGUAUUCCAUGAUUUCAGAAAAGGAUCUUGCCGCAAUCUUGUUUGUUCUGAUUUAUUUACGAGAGGUAUUGAUGUACAAGCUGUAAAUGUUGUGAUAAACUUUGAUUUUCCCAAAAUGGCAGAGACGUACUUGCAUCGUAUUGGUAGGUCAGGCCGAUUUGGACAUCUUGGUAUAGCCAUCAAUCUUAUCACUUAUGAUGACCGAUUUGCUUUACACCGUAUUGAACAAGAAUUAGGCACGGAAAUAAAACCUAUACCUAAAGUAAUUGAUCCAAGGUUAUAUGUUGCACGACCAGAAGAUGUAGAUAUUAAUGAAGAAAUGGACCUUAGUAAAUGA
This is a messenger RNA of Macrosiphum euphorbiae (potato aphid), 1341 nucleotides long. The record is from the annotation of a GenBank genome assembly. Lineage: Eukaryota; Metazoa; Arthropoda; Insecta; Hemiptera; Aphididae.